ACCGAAGGCGUCUGUUGUUCAUUCAAAGAGGCUGUAGGGAAGGUAGGGGUGGCAGGAGGUGUGAAAGCACACCUCGCUGGGGGUAGGAUAAACUCACUGCUCAGCUGGAAAAUGCUGAGAACACAGAGGCUGCAUCAAAUGUCAGGGAGGCGGGGCUGGCUGAAGACCAGGGCUCCCCUGGGCUCCUUCCCCCUGACAAACCCUAGGGCUGGGCUUCUGCCGAGGGUGUGUGUGCGGGGGAGCAGAGAUCGUUGAAUUCCUCCAGUGCGCAGCCGCAGCAUGUACACCCCAAGCGCAGCUCUGCCCGGCUGCUGAAGGUGUCCCUCUGACAGCUCCGAGACAACCCGGUCGGUCUGGUUGCAUGCACCACCAUGCUGCAGGGGGCCUUGUGUGGGUCGAGCGGGAACCAGGCAGUCCUGAGUCCCUGCUCCAGCUCUGCCAGAAAAUGGGGGACUGCACCCCGGCUCCUGGAAUUGGAUUCAAAACUUGAGGAACAAGAAAGGAAGGACUUGGACUGAGACACCUCCUUGGACUCCCACCAGGACCCCGGAAGCUGGGCGCGUCUUUCUCUGCACGCCUCCACUCUCCCCUCUCCCCACGCCCUCUGCUCCCCAAGCACCUACUUCGUCCCACGUCGCUCACUCUCUUCCCAGAUCCUUCUAAUUCUCCUUCUCCUCUCCUUCCUCCUUUCUCCCUCCUCGGCUCCUCCUCUCUUGCCCCCUCCUCAAAUCUUCCUCCUAAUUCUGACCCUUCCUUCGAUUUCCUCCCCUCCUCUCUUCCCCUCAACUUCUCGCCAUCCCUGCCUUUCCCUCGUUUGCGUUUGUCCCUCUUCCUUAUCUUUCCAGUCUCUCCUGUCUUUCUGCUCCGCUGUCCGCGCUCCUUUGGCCCCACCAGCUGCCCUCUCCUCCUGUUCCCCCUCCCUGUCUUUCCUCCUCCUCCUCCCCGUGCCUCUCCCCUGAGUGUUUGCCUUUCUCCCGGACCCGGAUGAAGAGGUUGGCCUGCCCGUGCCCUGCCCUGCCCCACUUCUGGCAGCUGGGGUCUCGCUUCAUGGCUGAGGGCACCACCGGAACGCAGGCCCCAGGGCAAGGGCCUCACGCCAGCAUCCAGCACCUGCGAGCCCAGUAUGAAGGCCUGAGGAGGCAGCAGAGGACCCAGGCCCACCUCAUGGUGCUCCCAAAAGGAGGGAACAUAGCUACUCCGGCUGAAUCCAUGAUCAGUACUGUUUGGAUUAACAAGGAGAGAAGGAGCUCACUGUCCCAGGAGGAGGCAGCUUCUGGGGAGGCGAGAAUGCUGGAAGAAGCCGACAGAAGCUGUCUGCAGGCUGCUGAGUCCCCAUGGCACACACACCUGGAGAUGCACCGCUCGGUCCAAACUUUUCACCAGGAAAAUAUUCAUCCAGUGAAGCCACAGGGCCAGUUUGUGAGGUCUGACACAAGGCUCCCUCCAGAAGAAGAUCAACACGCCUUUGACAACAAUCAGAAGACUCAGCGAGGAAUCAAAAUCCCAGAGGCAGCCCAGCCUCAGUGUCAGGCGGGCAGCACCAAAACAAAAGCAGAAGAAGCCGGCCUAAAGACCAGCAUUCCGUGUCCAUCUUCCAUAAAGCACCCACACAGGGCCGCCAAACCCGCUCACUAUCCAUUUCCACAAAGGAAAACUCCCAAGAUCUCUCAAGCUGCCCGGAACCUGGGCUUAUACGGUCCAGUAUGAAGCUUUCUUUACAGCGGAAGCCUCAGGCUUGCGCUACCUAUGAAGUCACCGAACUAAAAAGACACCUACAAUUAGAACCUUGGGCUGUGAGUGAGAACUGGACUCACCCCUGUAAGAUUUAUGGGAAGGGAAUUUCACGGUGGAAACAUAAUCUUGUCUUUCAAAGAUCAAGAGGUGUUCCAGGUCAGACUGUCCACCAUUUAGGAUGCAGCAGUGCUAUCUAACCAGUGCAGCACCAUCCUGCUUGCAUAAGAAGAUGUUGCCAUGGAGCCCAGGACGUCUAUUCCCUGGGGAGGCGGAGUCCUUCAGGACAUCUGCUUCCUUCCUGAAGGUGGAGAAAUUUGAACCACAAGGCAGGAACUUUAGCCAGUGGAAUGCCUGAGCAAUGCCCAGAGGUCAAUGGACACUGGCAAACUCAUAUUCAAUAGUUUCUGAUUCCCCAGAUAUUCUGGAGAAGAUGAGCUCUGAGAUUUCAGAAAACCUUUUCUGGCUGCUAUGUUUGUGGGUUGGGGGGUGGGCAUCUCACUUAGAAGUUACCUGCAUUCACUAGGAGUAGAAAUUACCACAUUCGGCAGAAGUCACUGCAGUCAUUCACUUCCUCUUGAGCCUGUCUUGGGUAAAGGCAGUCAAGCCAGUGACACCUACUGUUUGGAGUGUUGAAGGAGUCCUUAGAAAAGGAUGGCGUCUGACAACUGUGACUGCACAUUCCAGCCGCACCACAGGUUUACUUUCUUCCUCCCACUCUUUCUUCUCUCUACAAACGAAUGUCAUAUUGAAAACUGCCAAUUAUUGAAGAUAUAUAGGAAUGGGAGGCUGUGUGAAAAAAUACACACACACACAUGCACACACACACACACACAUGCACACACACAUGCGCACGCACACACACACACACACACACAUGCACACAGGAUACUCCUCUUUGGAAAGCAUGUGCACACUGCCCCCUUUUCAGCCUAACUUGGAUCACUUAUGUCCUCCGUAGGAUAAACGUGUGUUUUGAAACCUAAGAACAGAAUGAAGCAGGUGUUACCUGGGUGACCAGGAAAAAGCAGGCCUUUCCUGAUUAAUGUUUAACUUUAUUAAUGACCUUGAAAUACACGAAGGUGCCUUUUCCUCAUGGCGGAUUCUCUCUCUAUGCACCUGCUCAUCCAGAAAUUCACACCAGUUUGGGGAUUCAGUGAAAUUCCUUUCAUGAAAAUGAAUAAGGUAUACUGGUUGUUUUUUAUAGUCCAAUGAAAAUCAAGGAAAUGCUCUGCAAAACUUUGUCCUUUGCUUUUGUUUUAAAGAGGAUUCCCACAAGUAA
Molecule: messenger RNA, 3013 nt
Organism: Chinchilla lanigera (long-tailed chinchilla)
Lineage: Eukaryota; Metazoa; Chordata; Mammalia; Rodentia; Chinchillidae
Gene: CUNH9orf152
Product: chromosome unknown open reading frame, human C9orf152
Exons: 2
Coding region: 985-1707 (240 amino acids)
Source: RefSeq, a predicted model, not a curated record